This is a messenger RNA of Truncatella angustata, 504 nucleotides long. RefSeq lists its product as uncharacterized. The transcript has 7 exons. The coding region runs from base 1 to 504 and encodes 167 amino acids. NCBI's taxonomy places the organism in Eukaryota, Fungi, Ascomycota, Sordariomycetes, Amphisphaeriales, Sporocadaceae. The record is from RefSeq and is a predicted model, not a curated record.
AUGGUGGUGGUGGUGGUGGUGCUACUGCUGCUGGUGCUGCUGGUGCUGCCGCCGGACCCAGUAGCGACUUGCCCAGGUUCCGGUUCUUGUGCUCGUGCUCGUGCUCUCGCUCGUGCUUGUGAUUGUGCUUGUGUGGGAAGAGGUAUCAUCCGGUACACGAGUUUCCAUGUUGCUCUCUUGAAGACAGAUACAGCUGCAAACAAAACAGAAAAUCAAAAUGCUCAUGGGUUCCUUGGUGGCCGUGACAAAAGUGGUCGCCAAAGAAGUGGUCUUAUGCUUACUUACAAUGAUCCUUGUACCAACUCGGCUAUGAUUGUCCUUGCUCGGCCGGGUUUCUGGCAAGGCGGAAUUUUGAGUUUUGCAAGCCUCUGGGCCCCUUCGACACUAGAAAACCUUAUAAUCAGCAUUGGCCUGGUUUCAUCUGCUACUGGUGUCUCGCAAGCAUGUCCCAUGUCCAAUGGGCGUUUGGUCGGGUCCGUUAUCAACGGGGGCUUUUCAUGGUAG